AUGAUCUCUCAUCUUGUUUUACUAGUGCCCUUGUGCGUCUUAUCAAUAGUUUCGGUGAAAGGUGCCUCUGAAGGAUUAGAUUUCGGAAAAGGAACCCACGUCCUUGGGAAAUUUUUCAUACAUUACCUGAACACGCAACCGGAGGACAUAAAGUUGAGUGAGGGGGUACACCUGGUGUCCAUUAAAAGUGACCAUAUGGGGAGGUCUUUGAAUAAGGACAAGACAGUGUUGGGUGCUAUCGAGAACUACUUGCAGAGUCACGAAAUAAGGAUUAAGUUGCCGGAACUGAUGCCAGGGGAGGAGUUUGGGAGGUCUUUCAAGGAGGCCAUAGAGGAUAUAGAUGAGAGCAACGAAGGUAAAUGUGACAUUUGUCCAGAUGAAGGGUCUAUGCUUUUCUUCAUCAUUUUCUCCUCAUUUUCAGUUGUCACCGGUCGCAGGAGGAACGGAAAUGGAGGGGGUGGAGGAGGCAUGAGUACCGGAGUCAUGAUGGCCGGAGUCAUGAUGGGCAAAAUGUUGGCAACCCUUGGUCUCGGUGGAGUGGCGCUGCUGGCCAAGAAAGCUCUAUUCGUUUCGGUGCUGGCCCUGACUUUAUCAGCCAUCAUUGGUAUCAAGAAGCUGGUACACUCGGAUGACCACCACGAAGGUCAUACAGUCAUACACGCCGCUCAUCAUGGUCAUGGACACGAGCUGCACGACUACAGGAGGAAGAGGGAUGUGGACCAGUUGGCCUACAGAGCUUGGAAAGAGUUCAAGUAGGAAAACUAUAUAAGUAUGACAUUUUUAAAUUCUUCGAAAAUCAAUUUAGGUAUUUGGUACCUUUGAUUCCUAUGAGAAUACAAUAAUUUAAGUCAAUUCACCACCGCAAACGAAAAAUCAAUAUUUUCACUUGGUCGAUGCUUUGAAAUGCUUCCUAGAUGCUAACUCUGUGAUUUUCAUUUAUAUGCAUCAUUUUAUUAAGAUGAAAAAGGGAGAAAUUAUAAGUUCAAGACCUGAAACAGGUUGAGUUUGAACUGCAGAUAAUAUUUUGAGUGAUUGUCAUGGAAUGAGUAGAUCGAAAUUAAAUUUGAAUUUAAAUUUGAGUGUGUGGGCACAAGUUAAAGAUGCAUACUGUGUCUGUAAUUUUCAAUGAGUCUGUACUGAGUGGAUAGUCAGCUUUUGAGGUCUCUCAAAGAGAGUUCAAGACUCAGUUUGCCAUCAAAUACUUAUCCAUCAUUUUCGAAGAAGUGUCCCCUAUUUAUUUUAUUUAUUUUAUUGUUCACGUAUAUUGUGCUAUGUAUAUAUUUAUGAUGGAAAAUAAAAGUUUGGU
Messenger RNA from Coccinella septempunctata (seven-spotted ladybird), 1306 nucleotides. RefSeq lists its product as uncharacterized. The record is from RefSeq and is a predicted model, not a curated record. The transcript is spliced from 2 exons. The coding region runs from base 1 to 756 and encodes 251 amino acids. Lineage: Eukaryota; Metazoa; Arthropoda; Insecta; Coleoptera; Coccinellidae.